AUGUGCGUAGAAGAUGUCGAGAAGCUCUUGAAUGACCGACUUCGAGACUUAAAGAUCGGAGGAGAUUUCGAAGAUGCUCUGCACAAGGAGGUGGACCUAGUGAACUCCUCACUAUUCACAGUUGAGAUCGAACAAGCGGCUCCACCAAAGCGAUUCUCAACACCUUGUUUCACACAUUUCAAAGAGAAUUAUGAUCCCGAGAGCUAUCUGAAGCACCUCAAAAGUGUUAUGAUUAUUUACAAGGCCAAAGAUGUGCUGAUGUGCAUGGUGUUUAUCAUGACCUUACAAGGAGCAUCCCAUGAUUGGUUUCAUACCCUACCAUCCCGAUCAACCAACAACUUCAAGGAGGUAACAUUCAUCUUCACCAAAAAGUACACUUUUUAUCGGACGAUCAAAAAGAACUUUGACCAUAUGUUCAACUUGCACAAAAAGCAUGAUGAGUCCCUUAAAGACUACAUCAAGACAUUCAAUGUAGAAAAAGGCUAA
Prunus armeniaca (apricot) is the source of this 486-nucleotide messenger RNA. NCBI's taxonomy places the organism in Eukaryota, Viridiplantae, Streptophyta, Magnoliopsida, Rosales, Rosaceae. The record is from the annotation of a GenBank genome assembly.